AUGGCUGCCACGGGUGAAGUCUGUGCCCUAAGCAAGGAUAAACUCCUCCUUUUCUUCCCCAAGGAACCAAACCCAGAGUGGGUUUCUACUAUAAGAGCCAAAUAUCCUGGCUUGCAGGUGAAUUGGGCCUCAUCUGUGAAGGAGGAUGGGCAACCGGUGGAUGUCAACGAAUUGCCUGUCGAAUAUUGGCAAGGGAUAACGUUAUUGUUCGUGGACUGGGCUCCACCGCCAGCUCACCUCCUCUCGAACGUGAGGUUCGUCCAGCUUGCAUCAGCAGGUGCAGAUCUAUGGCACAACCAUCCAACCUAUCUAAAUAAGGACAUAAUUUUCUCCAACGCCAGCGGAGUAUACACACUUCAAAUCGCUGAGUGGGUGAUAGGCACCUGGCUAAUGAGCCAACGGCACUUCCUCCGGUAUCAGAAACAGAUGGAUGAACAGGUCUGGGAGAUAUCUUCCGUCCCUACCGUUGAAGACUCAUACAAACUUCGAAUGGGCAUCCUUGGGUAUGGGUCUAUUGGCCGUCAAUGUGCCCGGAUGGCUCAAGCGAUGGGCAUGGAGGUCUACGCUUAUACACGCAGCGAGCGAGCCACGCCAGAAACCCGCAAAGACGACCAAUACAACCAGUUUUGUGUUCCAGGUACCGGAGACCCGGAGGGGGUAAUUCCUUCCAAGUGGUUUCACGGCACCUCAAAAGAAAGCAUCAAUAACUUCCUAGCUCAGGAUCUCGACAUUGUGGUCAUCAGCUUGCCACUAACUAAAGACACGGAGGGGCUCAUCUCCUACAAGCAGUUCGAGAUCAUGAGCAAAAACAAAACUUUCCUCACGAAUAUCGCACGAGGUCGCCAUGUCGACACGCAGGCCCUUAUUGCAGCUCUAGAGAAGGGCCAGAUUCGAGGAGCCGCCUUGGAUGUCACCGACCCGGAGCCCUUGCCGAAAGAACAUCCGCUGUGGAAGGCCCCGAAUGUUUACAUUACGCCGCAUGUUAGCUGGUUUACGAAAAAGGUGUGGGAUCGAAGCAUUGAGAUUUUGGAGACAAACUUGGAAAGGCUGAACAAGAACGAGCCAUGCAUCAAUUAUCUUGCCAAUCGGCAUUGA
Molecule: messenger RNA, 1095 nt
Organism: Ilyonectria robusta
Lineage: Eukaryota; Fungi; Ascomycota; Sordariomycetes; Hypocreales; Nectriaceae
Product: putative 2-hydroxyacid dehydrogenase
Exons: 3
Coding region: 1-1095 (364 amino acids)
Molecular function (GO): NAD binding
Source: RefSeq, a predicted model, not a curated record